AUGCCGCACAGCCCAGAACCUUUGUCAUUCCAGAAUCCCCCUCCUCGAGCUGCAAGGUCAUCGGAGAUAACCGCAAAAACUCCGAUGCAGUUCGUACGAUAUGCCGCUGUAUGCAGCCUGGCGCUGUUGUGGACAGCUUCCGUUGAGGCCACAAAUGCCACAACGUACCCGACCAGGUCGGGCAUCGGGACGUGGGUCGACCCGGACACCCCCAAGGACAGAUACGUGUACACGAGCUCACGUGGUCGACGAUGGGAUCUCGUCAUGAGCGACGAGUUCAACGUCGCCAACCGCAGCUUCCGUGCGGGCGACGACCACAUUUGGACGUCUCUCGAGAAACCCGACGGUGUAAACGGUGCUCUUGAGCUUUACUCGCACAACAUGACCUCUACAAGGUGCGAUGACGACGGGACGUGCUACUUCUAUAUCAAGGCCAUCGACGAGAAGAACACGAUCCACGUCUACAACAUGUACACCCACCCACCCAGCUUCGAGGACGUCUACUUCUGGUACCGUGGCGCAAUGGUACAGUCGUGGAAUAAAUUCUGCUACCAGGGCGGUAUGCUCGAAGUGCGGGCGCAACUCCCUGGAGCUGUCAGCGCAAAGUCCGGAAACCCCGACCGAGAUCUUGGAGCGACUGGUAAGGUCGCCAACAACCAGUACUACCCGACAUGGCCCGGUAUUUGGAUGCUGGGCAACCUCGGACGUGCCAUUUUCUCGGCGUCGACCAACCGGAUGUGGCCGUUCUCGUACAACCGAUGCGACGCCGACGUCUUUGACCCAAGUUUUCAACGUAUCAGCGCAUGCGAUGACAAUCCCGGAUACGGUCUCAACCCGAAUCAAGGGCGCGGAGCUCCAGAGAUCGACGUGCUCGAAGGUGGUGGUCUCGCCAUCUCAUCUUCGCUUCAGAUCGCUCCAGGCAUGCCUGAAGACUACCGUCUUUUCCCUGUGAACACUUCAACGGGCGACUUCAGCUACUGUUUGUACAGCUACAACUGUGUGACGCCUGGCUCCAACUACAUCGACGUCCCGACCUCCUUCUACCAAAAGGAGCGAGGCCGCAAGUCGUGGUACCAAGGUCUUCGCUACGGAGCCAACAACUACUGCGCGCAGAACGCAAAGGAGAAACAGACGUAUGAGACCGUUGCGGCCUCCGUUAAGAAAGGAAUCACAGAAAACACGUGUACAGUCGACACGUGUCCUGCCUCGGGAGAUGUCAAUGCUGAUCUGAGCUUAAUUGACGGCAAGGGGAAGAACCACUGGGGCAUCAACUCGAACGGCACGUGCUAUCCGCUCAUCAACUCGUACAUGGGCUCGUACCUGUGUGACCCGGACAACACCUUCUCCAAGUGUGCCCAGCCUCGUAACGAGAGCACGACACCCAAGUCGAAUGCCAUGAAGCCUUUCAACUACCAGAUGGACGCUAUCUCGUCCAACUGGCCCAUUAGCUUCGGUGCGUACACCGGAUAUCUGGAUUACCAGGUCGAGUGGGUCACUGGCGAGAAUGGCUAUGUGCGGUGGCAACUCCAUGGCGAGCCGCUGUUUGAAGUCACGACCGAAUCGAUCGUGAGCGUGCCACAGAACCCGAGUAAGGAUAACCCACAGAAGAUCAUGAUCGAGGAGCCCUUGUACGUGAUUUUCAAUGUGGCGCUGUCGAGCUCGUGGGGUGCGAAGCCGCCGAACCCGGGCAUGGAGUGCCGUGGAGACGGCAAAGAUCCAGUGACCAACAAGAUCUGUGACGAGUUCCCCAUGUACAUGAAGAUCGACUACAUCCGUCUGUACCAGGACUUGGCUGGCGACCUCGAAGCCGACAACUACAUGCAGAUUGGGUGCGACCCUGCCAGUCACCCGACUAAGGAGUGGAUCGAAGGCCACAUUGACGAGUACGAAGACGACGAUAACAAGUGGGAGGAGGUCGCUGGAAAAGCCUUUUGCAAGACGAGUGACGACUGCACCAUCGGUGGCACUCUUUCCAGAACGGCGUUGAAGACGGGCAAGUGCGUAAAGAAGCGCUGCGAGUGUUUGUACCAUUCGUGGGGUGGUCCUCGCUGCACGACUGCUAUCUCGGGAUCGAGUUCUUCCGACAGCGGUAUGAUGAGCAAUACGUACGGUCCUCCUAUGGAGGCCUCCAUCGCUCUAGCUGUUGUGGCUUGUCUUCUCUCGGCGACCUCCGUGUACUUGGCAAUCAGAAAGUCUGCUAGACAGACCAAGGUUGCGAUGGCUGCGUUGGAUGCAGAACGGAAGGCUGCAGCCAACGCCGAGUCGGCUCCAGUGAGCGAAACGAGCAGCAACCGCAGCUCACACCUCGCGGCGGUAUCCAAAGACAACUACCGCCAGAACUUCGUGUAGAUAAUUGCUAUCCGUAACUUACAUGUAAAUCAAUGUUAUUCUGCAGUCGAAUA
Molecule: messenger RNA, 2402 nt
Organism: Phytophthora infestans T30-4
Lineage: Eukaryota; Oomycota; Peronosporomycetes; Peronosporales; Peronosporaceae
Product: beta-glucan synthesis-associated protein, putative
Exons: 1
Coding region: 1-2349 (782 amino acids)
Biological process (GO): (1->6)-beta-D-glucan biosynthetic process
Cellular component (GO): endoplasmic reticulum membrane; plasma membrane
Molecular function (GO): glucosidase activity
Source: RefSeq, a predicted model, not a curated record